AUGGCCACAUUGAGUCCCACGAAAGAGUCCUUGAUCACCGUGUUCGUGAACCAAUACAACCAAAAUAAGUACACUGAGAUGGCGAAAAAAGCUGCAGACAUAUGCGGACGAGCCCUUCUGGAGAAAGACAUACCCCAUGAAGUUGAAAGCCGCGGGAAGAAGCCUGAAAGCCUGCGAAAAAAGAUUGAGCAGCGUGAGCGCAAUCAAGGUCUAUACAAGUCCCUAAAAGAUAUAUUUGAGGACAUCGUCGACCUUGCCGGGGCUCGCAUUAUCCUCAAAAAAUGGGAAGAUUGUGAUCGCGUAAGGGGUAUCAUCUACGAGCUUUUCGAGGUUGAGCAGGAGAAACCUAUGAAACAAAAGAGUGGGUACGAAGCAGUACAUUAUCGUGUCUCCUUGAAGCAGGAGGGGCGCCUGGGUGGCCUCCACAUGACGCAAGUGAGGCCGAGGGUUGAGAUUCAAGUUCAGUCUUUGUAUAUGGCGCAGUGGGCGAAAGAUGAACAUGACAGUCGGUAUAAAACAUCUAAAGAUCCGAGCCGAGCGUUGAACAACUAUCUCAAUUUUCAACUUCAAAACAUUCACUUUGCUCAAAACAUCGCCCAGAUAACAAGAGAAGAGAGCGCCAGGCAAGAUGCAAAGUAUAAACAAAAGUUCAGCGACCACAAAUACGUCGGCCGACAUCUGGAGAAGUGGGUUGGCAAGCACGCUACAGACUGGGCAAAAGAUGAAAAGAUAAAAACAGGAUCUUCUACAGCUCUGACAAUCUUUUUGGAUGCUCGUGGAUGGAGAACCCCCGAAUCUCUUGACCUAUUGCUCAAUGAACACCUUGGCAAUGGCGCGCGGGAUGAAUACUCAAACAUCGCAAAGGAGUAUGGUGAUAUUGAACUGAACAUCGUGAUCUAUCUCAUUGACCGCGCUGUUUUGAAUCGCAACACGCAUAUCUAUGAAGUCCCCAAUGACCAUGAAGAGAACGCCUACAAGAUCCGAGUGAUCCUGAGCACGUUCAUCUGGAUAAAGCGUCUUUUUCUGCCGGCAUUGGCAUGGCAGCGUUUAUUCGCGCGUCCGGAAGAGGAAGACCGAAACAUGCUUCGACAGGGCAUUGUUUGGCUGGGACACAGAGCAUUGCAAAAACUGAUUGCCAGGGGAGGAAAAUUGUUGACUCCCGAGGAGAUUGGUAUAGUAAACAGACUGUGGAAUUGGUUCUGCAGAAACCCCGACCGACCAAUCCAGGUGGCUUUUACGCUGUCAAGCCAGGGUGUUAUUAGAGACCUGGCAGGAGAAAACGAUGAGCUGGAAAAUGCGCUUGGGCCACUGAGGCGAGCCCUGAGUUGGGACAUGGACCAAGCUUCAACAUAA
Molecule: messenger RNA, 1353 nt
Organism: Penicillium soppii
Lineage: Eukaryota; Fungi; Ascomycota; Eurotiomycetes; Eurotiales; Aspergillaceae
Exons: 1
Coding region: 1-1353 (450 amino acids)
Biological process (GO): guanosine tetraphosphate metabolic process
Source: RefSeq, a predicted model, not a curated record